Messenger RNA from Anopheles moucheti, 3234 nucleotides. RefSeq names its product protein CBFA2T2 (gene nvy). The transcript has 10 exons. Gene Ontology annotation, molecular function: transcription corepressor activity. Bases 1 to 1839 code for a protein of 612 amino acids. Gene Ontology annotation, cellular component: nucleus. Lineage: Eukaryota; Metazoa; Arthropoda; Insecta; Diptera; Culicidae. Gene Ontology annotation, biological process: negative regulation of DNA-templated transcription; DNA-templated transcription. The record is from RefSeq and is a predicted model, not a curated record.
AUGGCACUCGACGGUAAAGCAAUUAAGGAAGAGAUACCAGAUAAAGACACAUACGAGACGAGUGCUCGUAAAUUGAAAGCCGCAGGCAAGGAACAAUGCCGCACACCGGACUCACCGGAGGGGGCACGGGUGGUGGCACCCCGGUCACCCAUCUCGCCGCAGAUCUCGCAACAUCACAGCACGCUGGUACCGCCAAGAUCGGCCUCAUCACAAGUCAAUCGCCACGGGAGCUCAUCGCCAACCGGCACUGUCAAUGGCAGCGGCGGUAGUCUCGGCAGCCUGACGCCACCGCCGGCCAUCACGCCCGCCUCGGCGGCCGCCGUUGCUGCAGCGGCAGCUGCUGCCGCCGCCCAGCAGGACACCGCCAAGCUGCUGAAGAUCCGCCGGUUCCUCGGUGCGCUCGUUCAGUUCGGGCAGGAUGCUAACGUCGACACCGGUGACCGGGUGCGCUCUUUGGUUCUCUCACUGGCGAGCGGUGCCAUCACAGUGGACGAGUUUCAACUAGCCGUGCAGGAGGCGACGAAUUUUCCCUUACGGACCAACGUCGUGCCGUUCCUAAAGUCGCACGUUCCGGUACUGCAGCGAGAGAUCAACAUUCUUGCACGAUCAAACAAGCAGACAUCUGCCCAGUACGUAAGAUCCAACGAGAGCAGCGUUAUGGAGUACGUGCAGAACUUAGCCGAAACGGCCGAAAUAUUCUUGCCACACGAGGGAACGUUCGCUUCCUCGGUGACAGCUGCCGCUGCGGCCGCGGCAGCCGCAGCAGCUGCCGUUGCAAGUGGUGCCGCCUCCGGUGGACCUGCUGCCGGUGCAACCGUAAAUGGGUUGGGACUGAAACGACGAGCUUCUGACAACUUAUACGACACACAUUCGUCGGGACCGCCGGAAUGGAGUGAUUACGUGCUGCCGCCAACCAAACGUCCCCAUCCGUCGCUAUUGUUGGCCACCGGCGCAUCCCAACUGUAUCCCGGCCAUCCAGCGCUCUUCGAAUAUCAAAACGGUGGCUUACAUCCACAUUCCGAUGGUUUGCAUUCCAUUCACCGAGACGAUCGGGAUUUAAGAGCUGCGUCUACCGAAUCUCAUCGACCACCUAGAAUUCCGCCUGGCGGUGGAAGCGGUGGAGGCGCUGGCGGUGGCAGUAGUGGCGGCAGCACCGGCAAUGGUACCGGUGGUAGCAACAGUAUAGGAGGAGGCUCGAUUGGUGGAGCAAGUGGGGAGGAGGAGUGGAAAAACAUUCACACAAUGCUGACCUGCAUUUCGGCAAUGGUGGAGAAGACGAAGCGGGCGAUCUCCAUACUGCAGCAGCGCGGUAUCGAUAACAGUCAUGCACGGGAUCAUCAGGACACCUCGAUGGCGGAUAUCAAGAGACAAACGGAGGAAAAGAUAUCCGAGUUCCGGCGCACCGCCGAAGAGUCUGUGAAUCAGGUCAAACGUCAAGCCGUUAUGGAGAUUCAGCGUGCCGUUGCGGCCGCGGAAGCAAGAACACUGGAGAUGAUCGCUCAGGAACGGUUAAAGAUGGAGAAGCUGUACGCGGACAUCCAUCGCAACAGUGCCGAUGACACAGAGCCACCCAUUUCGAGUGGUAGUCAGAAUGCUUGCUGGAACUGUGGACGAAAGGCAAACGAAACCUGUUCCGGCUGUAAUCUGGCACGAUACUGUGGAUCAUUCUGUCAGCACAAGGAUUGGGAUCAACACCACCAGGUUUGCGGUACAUCACGUGCGGAGAACAGCUUCCAAAAGCACACCCAGAGUUCCCGCACGUCUAUAGCAUCCCGUUCGACUACGCCCCAGCAGCAGAGCAACAGUACAUCGAACGGUACGGCUUCCGCCGCAAAAUGACGGACUAAACCGCUGAAACCUAAGAAAAAGUAUCUGUGCUAGUCAAAUUACCGUAGUGUGUUGGAACUUCUGGCUAGGAAUGUUCCGGAAUGGUUGGUACACGCUGAGAAGCAUCGUGCAUCGCACGACUCUGACCCCUCUCGUCAUCAUCUGUUUCGAUAUCUUUAUCGCUCGUCUUAGUCGGAUAGGCCGGUAGAAGUGUUUCAGUAAUUUUUAAAGUAGAGAUAUGAUACGAUCUUUUACGAUACACCCAGCAAGUGUGCGUCGGUCGGAAUGGAUCGAUAGCGCUUAGUUUCUAUUGUUUAACCUGUAGCUAAAGUUAGUUCAAUACCUAAGUUCAAUACACACAGUGCAAUAUGAUGUAUCUCUUUUGUCUUUUUGUCUUACGAUACGAUAGCAUGAUAGGGAAGGUUUAGGGAUAGCAAACAGCCAAAAGUAAAGUUUAUUACUAAAACCCAAAGUAGAUGUUGACCAAAAUAAUUAUUAAAACUAGCCGUAGCUAUUGUAAGCAAACGGAAGAAGGUGGGCGUAAAAUUACUACAUAAAAGCACACCUAAGCUCACUCACAUAGCAGUAGAUCUACACACCGAAUGACACAAUUCUCUGAAUGCACUGAAAACUGCACAACUGAUCGUUUUUUGUGUACGCACUACUCCUUACAAAUACGAUAUCAAACGUCUAACGUCGUAAAUCUUGGAUAGAAAUAAAGGUUCUUGCGAUCGUGCGAAUCUUAACAUUCAUUUCUCACAUGACACGUUCUAGAAGAUCUUGAUGAUCGUGGAACAGAAAGCGGAGGUUUGAAACUUUUCAGUUUCUUGUGUGAACAAUGAAUUUAAACCCACCAAUUGAAAAUGUUUGUGAACUCAUCAUUACCCUUUGCUUGAAAUUUAUUGCCGAAUCAAGAUCAACUACGAUACAGUCUUGUAAAUAUUCGAUUGUUAACUAAUUUAUUUAUGCAACCAUUAGCUUAAUUGUUUAGUACUACCGUCACCCACUUAUCUUUUCUUUUUCACUAGUACACAUCUGCAAAAGGAUUCUACUGUAGAAGUAAAAGAUCUGGCUAACGAUAUGUUUUAAACUUAGUCAAGCGCGUUUAAAUUAAGAUUGUGAAGCUAAACGAAACAGGAAUAAAGGACGUGAUUUAAUCACCUAGAUGCGUUAUUUGGUUAGCAUUUCUUUCCAGCUCUGCUAUUGAUGCUACAGUUUGUUGAUGUAUGGUAGAAGAAGGAAAGGGCAAGUGAAAUGGCAGAAGGGCCGUAAAUUAGCACGCACUAGAUAUAAACCAUUCAGUACUGUAAAUAGCAACUUUCUGUACAACUUAUCGCAACCUCUUUAUCACUUCGAGUCGUAUGAUACGAUGUAAAAUUAAACAAAUAAUGAAGAAAUAAACCAAAA